This is a messenger RNA of Cornus florida, 1815 nucleotides long. Its product is annotated as gibberellin 2-beta-dioxygenase 8-like. Bases 239 to 1345 code for a protein of 368 amino acids. Lineage: Eukaryota; Viridiplantae; Streptophyta; Magnoliopsida; Cornales; Cornaceae. The record is from RefSeq and is a predicted model, not a curated record. The transcript is spliced from 5 exons.
UACCUUCUUGUUUGUCCGAUUGCAUUGCGAGAGGCGUGUUCUUCUCUUAAGCAUAAACUCUCCAUCCUCCACUAUCUUCACACUAAAAAAAUAUCUCUCCUCUCAAAUCUUCUCUCACACCUCUCCCUCUUUCUCUCUCUCUCUCUCUCUCUCUCUCUCUCUCUCACACACACACACACACACACUCUCUCUCUCUCUCUCUCCAUAGCAAUAUUCUUCUAUAUUUUUGAGUCCAUAAAUGAGCAGAAAAAUGCAGGAUCAAUAUGUGCCCCUAAAGCUCCACUAUUUGUGUUCAUUGAAGGAAGCGAUGUCACUCAAGUCUGAUAAAUUUUCGGCGCAUCUAAACCAGUCUAUAAAUAUGGGUUCUUCGGAGCCACCGUUGCUGGAGUUCUACGAGAGUCUCACCGGAGCAACCAUACCGGAGGACUUCGUGGUGGUGGAAGAAUGCGAACUGCCAAUCAUUGACCUGAGUAGAUUGAAAGGUGGGGAGUUGGAUGUGGAAGAGUGCAAGAGAGAAAUAGUGAAGGCAUCGGAAGAAUGGGGUUUCUUUCAGGUAAUGAACCACGGUAUACCUGGGAAGAUUCUAGAGAGAAUGAGAAGAGAGCAGCUUAGGGUUUUCGAGAAGCCAUUUAAAGUGAAGGAAAAUGAAGAAGGUUUGCCUUUCAAGGCCGGUAGUUACCGUUGGGGAACCAAAACGGCUACUUUUCCCAGUCAGCUCAACUGGUCGGAGGCGUUUCAUGUCCCAAUGACCAGUAUCGAGGAGUCCGGUGGUCACACCAAUCUCAGCUCAGCAAUGCUACAAUUUGCUACAACAGUCUCUGAUCUUGCGCAAAAGUUGGCUGAAAUUUUGGCAAAGAAUAUGGGUCACGAAUCGACAUUCUUUAAAGAAAAAUGUUUACCAAGCACUUGCUAUGUUCGGAUGAACAGAUACCCACCAUGUCCGGUAUCUCCUGAGGUGUUUGGUUUGGUUCCACACACUGAUAGCGACUUCCUCACUAUACUAUAUCAAGAUCAGGUCGGAGGAUUGCAGCUAGUGAAAGAUGGGCAAUUGGUAGCAGUUAAACCUAAUCCAGACUCUCUGAUUAUCAACAUCGGUGACUUAUUUGAGGCAUGGAGCAAUGGUGUUUAUAAGAGUGUUGAACAUAGGGUUGUCACCAACAAGCUAGUGCAGAGGUUCUCUACUGCGUACUUCUUCUGCCCAUCCUAUGAGACUGUGAUACAGAGUUGCGUUGAGCCUUCCAUGUAUAGAAAAUUUAGCUUUGGAGAAUUCAGAGAGCAGGUUACUGCGGAUGUCAAAAAAUUGGGUAAAAAAAUAGGGCUUCCUAGGUUUCUUGCAUGUGGCUAAUAGACUUUGAAUAUUACUAUUUAUCUACUAAGGUUAGGUUAUAUGAAAAAGAAAAAAAAGGUACAUUAGCAUAUAGUUGGCAUAUAUGGUGAUUUGCAUAUAUAGUUGGCAUAUAUGGUGAUUUGUGUAGUAAGACAUUUUAAAUAGGGCUUCCUAGGUUUCAUUUUUAUGCUUAGAAGUGGUGAUUUGUGUAGUGUACGUAUCAUAUAAAACAACCCUCAUCAACCAAGAAAGUAAGAUCUGCCAAGCAUCAAAGACACCAAAAGCUGUAAUUCAUAUAUAUCUUCAGGCGAAUGCUAUGACUCGUAGAGGGGGUGUGUAGUUUGAGAAUGUAAUUUAUGCACUUUUAGGCUAGUGAAUAGUGAUAUAUAUAUAUAUAUAUAUAUAUAUAUAUUUCAAUGUAGUUGUGCAAAUAAGUAUCAGAGUUGUGUAAUUGUACUUCAUGAAUGCAUAUUUUGAUAAGAACUGGU